UGAUAAUAAUUUUAGCGAUAACUAAGUUCAAGAGCAAAAUCAGUCAAAAGAAUGGUUUGUAGUAAUAAACUUCUUAAUGUUUGCCUUUUUCUGCUCUUGCACAUAACAAUUGCCAAGAGAAAAUGGGCAAUCGAAGACGACAAAUGCAUCACAAAGAGUGGAGAAAUAGGAACUUGCAUUUCUCUCAAUUCUUGCAAACCACUUUUUGAUUCUAUUAAUACGUCCAUAUCCUCUAUUCAAAAAAUUUCUUCGUUGUUCAGAUUGCAUCAUUGUGGUUUUAAUGAUAAAGAGCCUAAAGUUUGCUGCGCUUACAAUAAGACUGACCUUUUACCAAAAGAGUGUGGGUAUUUGGAUACAAGUGGAAGGAUUGUGAAUGGAAGAGAUGCUUUGUUAUUUGAAUUUCCUUGGAUGGCUCUUUUGAUUUACAAAAAUAUUAACAGUGGUAGUAUCUCCGAGGGUACCUCAUUUAAAUGUGGAGGUACAAUUAUCAAUGAUAGAUACAUUCUAACUGCAGCUCAUUGCUUAAGAGGACUUACAAAAACUAAACUAAUUAAAGUUCGGGUUGGUGAGUACAACAUCGAGACACUCGAGGACUGUGAAGAAUCAGAAGAUGGACGAAUUUGUUCACCACCAUAUCAAGACCUACGGGUAGAGGAAGUUAUCUUUCAUGAGGAUUACAAUGUUUUAUUAUUCCAAAAUGACAUCGGACUUAUAAGAGUUCCAAAGAUGAACUUGUCUUUAGAAAAUAUAAGACCAGUUUGUUUACCACUUGACGACAACGCCCGUAACUACAAUUUUACGAAUAGAUAUGGUGUGGUUACAGGAUGGGGAGUUACAGAUGAGGCAACGGGUAGCACUAGUUCUACCUUGAAGAAAGUGCAAAUUCCUGUAGUGCCUCAUGAGGAAUGCGUUAAAAUGUAUCAAAACAUUACUAAAAUUACACAUCAACAGUUGUGUGCGGGCAGCACGACCAAUCGGAUCAAUGGUGAUGCUUGUGCAGGGGAUAGUGGUGGACCUUUACAUGUUUUAGUAAAAUUCGAUGGGGAUACUCGCGUUGUUCAACAAGGAAUUGUUUCGUUCGGUUCCAGGCGUUGUGGGAAAGAUAAAUAUCCAGGAGUGUAUACUAAGGUUGCACCCUAUAUCGACUGGAUUCUCGAUAACAUCAACCCUUAUGCAAAUUCGGGUUUAUGUGAUUACUUCUUGGAAGAGAUUCUGCGCACGCGUUACUUAAGUUUCGAGAGUACGAGAAGAAUGGCUCUUGAAUGGUUUAAACAAUUUGUUGUUUUUUUUCUUUGUCUUAUCCUUACUGUAUCCGUGCGAGACAAAAACAGAGUCCAGGUGAAAUGUCCCGAAAAACACAACUGUGUCCCCCUUUCACAAUGCGAGAUACGAGAGGCCGAUACCUUCAUCUACCCUUGCCACAGCGGUCUCAACAUGAUAUGUUGUCCUCAUGGCUCACACAAUGUUAAUACUACACUUCUGGAAAACCGGAAAACAUCUCUAUUUCCGGUUACUUGUGGCCUUGUUAUGGUCUCAGAUAAGGUCAGUGGUGGCAAAGUAGCAGAUUUGGGCCAGUUCCCUUGGAUGGCCUUGCUAGGCUAUCGACAAAAAGGACUCAACUAUACCCAAUUUUUGUGCGCCGGUAGCAUUAUCACUGACCAUUACAUCUUGACAGCCGCUCAUUGCAUAAAUCUGGACCGACGAUUAGAAUUAGUGCUGGUUCGAUUAGGAGAGCACGAUCUUUUGGCCGACAAAGAUUGUUUCACGAUUAAUAACUACACGACUUGUGCUCCACCUCAUGUAGAUUUCACCAUACAAGAAGUAACAGUUCACAAACAAUACAACACUCGAACUAUUCAAAACGAUAUUGCCUUGAUCAAAGUGAGAAGACAGAUUAGGUUCACAGAAUACAUCAAACCGAUUUGCUUACCUUUCGAGAGACACUUGGAACUCAAAGAUUUAGCCAAACAAAAACUCACGAUAAGUGGUUGGGGUAAGACCAAUGCUGCCAAUUUGGGCGGCUCUACAACCCUACAAUACACUUCUGUGUCGGUUUGGAACCACACAGCGUGCAAGAAGAGCGUUCCUCCUGAGGUACAACCCAUACAAAGCACCCAAAUUUGUGCCAAUGGACCGGCGAAAGAAGAUGCUUGCAAGGGGGACAGUGGAGGACCUCUAGUAAAUGCAACUACGGAUACAGGAGGGGAUUUGCGUUACUUCCAGCUUGGGAUAGUUUCUUUUGCAUCAAGUCUGACUUGUGGGGACCCAAACCUACCAACUGUGUACACGAGAGUAGACAAGUACUUGCAAUGGAUAGAAGAAAACGUUUCUUAAAUUAAGACUGAGUUAUAUUUGUUUUGUGUUGGGAUUAGUAAAUUAAUUUAAUUCGA
This is a messenger RNA of Tribolium castaneum (red flour beetle), 2390 nucleotides long. RefSeq names its product serine protease P93. Gene Ontology annotation, molecular function: serine-type endopeptidase activity. The record is from RefSeq and is a predicted model, not a curated record. The coding region runs from base 52 to 2334 and encodes 760 amino acids. Gene Ontology annotation, biological process: proteolysis. The transcript is spliced from 11 exons. Lineage: Eukaryota; Metazoa; Arthropoda; Insecta; Coleoptera; Tenebrionidae.